GGUCAUCUGAGAGACCACCAUCGCCAGGACUAGCACAAGCCAUCAAGCCUCCUGUCCUUUCAAAACUGAACUUGAAACUUGUGACAAAGAUAUUGUGUAGUGGAAUCUAGACAGCCUGCGAAUUUUCUUUCGUCAAGGACACUUGGUGACCUUUCGGGACUGGUGACUUGUGGUGGCUAUAAAACCUCUUUUUUGCACUAAGUUUUAUUCCUUUUCUAGUGAUUUAACUAUCGAGCUUUCUACAAAAAUGUUCCGAAUGUCCCUUUUAAAUUUUUUUGCACUUUUUAAAAAAUAAGUUUUGGAAAGAUAUCUUGCCAUAUGUAACGACAUAGAACUGCACAUAUAACAUGAAAGACGUUUUAUUUAGAAAUGUGGCUCUGGAUGAUGUUUUUGUCCUAAUACCUCGUUGAAAACCUUGUUCUGCGCUUAUGUUUAUGUUGAGUUCAUCGUUAAUUCACAUAAGAGUUGUGCUUUCAUAAGACAACAUCUACUUUUUUGUCUUAAAAUAGGCUUUAUGUCAUCUGAAGUCUGCUAACUACACAUCUGUGACCUUAACUCAAUUAAUUUAAGUCAAUGCACAUGAAAAGCCUUAUCAACACAAUCGAGGUCGGCAAUGUAUGUACCUAUUUGUGUUGAGUUUUGUCUUUUUCCGCAGGUGAAUUACGUUCAGUUUUAUAUUCUGAAUUUAUGUACUUUAAGCCUUAUUUUUACUUUAGAGUUAUUUUAUUUGAUCAUUUUAAAGUCGGGCAAUGCCAGGCUUCCCCUUUUUUCCAGAAAAUAGUUCUUCACCUUUGCUUAUUUCUAAUCUAUUCAGUCAAGCUCAAGUCCUCUUUUGUUAAAGCAUAAUAGCAUUCAACCAAUUGAUUAUUUCAACUCUUUAUUUAAACACAUCAACGUUUGCAAAAGAAGGUACUAAAUAUUUAUUCACCAACCCCAUCAUCUGAUUUGUGAGGGCCGGAAUACUGCCUGGGAACCCAAACCAAGUUGGGUGGUAAUUUUUUUGGGGUCAUAACCCGAACGUUUGACCUAGUAAUUUAAUCCACAAGGCAGUGAGGCAACGUUAAGAUAUGUAUUCCCAUGGUAGCUUUUCAUCCUCACAAUCUCAUAAACAUCCCCGCGGCUAUAAGGCAAUCAGUAGGAGUUCCCUUGCAAUGGUUAUAUUCGUGUGGCUAUGUGAGAAUUUUGAAAGGGAGAGCGGACUCUCCCUGCUCUCGACUAUAUCAAGGAAUUUUCGAUCCCAUUGAUUGGGAUACAGUUAUGUACAGUUUUACAGUUCAUAUAAUACGACCAUUAUUAUGUAUCGUCAUUGAGUGUCCAUGUCACACACAGCCUUGUCGACUUCGUCUUUUACAGCUUAUCGUUAGAACUUCAGUAUUGUUGUUGUAGUAUAAAUUAGUUUUAAGCACUGGAUUACCACUCAAUGCACUGUUUAUAGGAUUUACUAUUGUUGUAACCACAUAUUUUCUGUUCAUGGCAUUACACAUGGGUUAAGUAGUUUGUCAAAUAAAUAGGAUUAUUCCUCAUUAUUAUAUCGCAAUAGAGAUUUCUCCAAAACAAAUUUAAUUCUAAUUGCAGUGGUGAAACGAGAGAAAUAAGACAAACUCAGAAUACUGCGUUGUUCAGAAAGUGAUUUUUCAAUGAAAUGAUACAUGCAUCAAUUCGGUAUCCUUAAGUUACUUGAUAUUGAUUCAAAACAUUUCUUGAACCUACACUAGAACGUAUACAAUCCCGUUUCGGAGCAUAUAUUAACGAUUUAUGACGUCACAAAAUAAUUACUUUCCUUGACUUUUAAAAGUUUUCCAUCCUACCUUAACAAUGAUCCAUUUUCACGGUGGACACUGGAUGAGGUUUCAGGAUGUUUCGGUUUCUUUAUUCCAUAUUUGUUCACAACUUUAUCGGUGUACUUACAAUGACUUUUGCCUAAUAUUGGCUGUAUUUAAUAUUUAUUAUCAUAUAAGUAGUACUUUCGUGUUAUUAACCUAGUCUCUGAUUUCUUAUUGCAAUUGAUAUACUAUGCAUUCUUAUGUCAUAAUAAUCACCCAUUAAUAAACAUUUCAGUAUUAUCAUAUUCACCUUAAUUCAAAUAACAUUAGUUCUGCUAAUUGUGUUUUUUAGUAACCGUUUCGAGAUUUAAAUAACUACCAAUUCACAAAAGUCUGAUGCUAUUUAAACAAACGUAGUGACUGGCAAUAUCGUAUAUCCAACUAAAUUAUGUUUAGUAUUUACACCUUAGGUUCUGAUAAGUUAAUUUCUUUUUAUUUACUUAAAAUAGACAAUGUAAAGUAAACUGCUUUUCAUAUAUGACUAGUUUCAUAUUUUCAGAUGCAAGUGUACAACAAGAAAGAAAAAUAUUUCAAAUACAUUGAAAAACAUUCAACAGUUUUCGGUUUUCUUCUAUAUCUGAUUGGACUGAUAUGGUUUUGUCUUUUGUCUCAAGAUGAGCUGAACUAUAAAACGUAUAUGAGUGAGAAUGCCCUACUUAUUGGUCAGGUGAAUGAAAUCUUUGGUGAUGUUUCUUCCUCUGUUGAAUUUUAUGAAGAAUCUAAGAAGGCAUUUAAAUCUAAUGAGAUUAUUGGUUUAAAACAAUGGUUAUCUAUACAGCUUAGCACAAUCGGUCUAGAAGUUUAUUCGCAAAAUUUCAGUUUCUCUCAUGAUAUACUUUCGCCUUUAAAGUCAAUUAAUGGAUCGAAUCUAUACGGCAUUAUGAGGUCACCAAGUGGUGGUCGAACUGAAGCACUUGUGAUUAUUACGUCAUUAGGUGAUAAUCCAACUUAUUUUGGAAGUCUUGCUUAUGUUUUAUCCCUGAGUAAACUGUUCAGAAGUAAUUAACAUUUCGAAAGUAUGUGGUUUAACAACUUUUCAAAUUUACAGAUCAAAUACACUGGGCUAAAGAUAUAAUCUUCCUGUUUCCGGAAUAUGAAUAUAUUGGUUUGAUGGCAUGGCUUGAAGCUUACCAUGGGACCAUAAAUUCAGACAGCAAGUUUACUUUGAAAAGUUAUCCUUGCAAUGUUUUAUUAUUAAAGCAGUUUGCAUUUAAGUUUCAUACCUGGGUACUUUCGCCCUGAGUUAUUAGUUCACUUCGGCCAAUUGUAAUCACAAACUCAGUUUAUUUGCUCUGCUUAAGAAAGUUCAUACUAAAUAUUACUAAAGUGAUGAUAUCCUUAUACCUAAAGAUUGCUUCAAAAUAACUUAAUUAAAUGCUUAAUGUGCUUUCAUGUCACUUAGGCUAGAUGAUUAUAUCUUAACACCAUAAAAAAACAAAAUGUACUAUUAAACAGUAAAUUUAACCACUGGCGAAUAUUUUAUCAUUUCAUCAACAUUUGGUAAAUAAAUGUUGAAUGAGCUUCAUGCAUUCGUGCUAAUAUUUCUGUAGUUACCUACUAUUCAGAUACUAGUGUAGGCAAGUGAGGUGGCCAGUCAUAAUCAGCAUAGGUAAGUCACUUAGCCAUAAGAACCUUAAAGACUGUCGGGAGCAUUGAUCAUGGAAAGUUGCCACACCACAUUAGCACAAGUAGAUGAAACUUUCGAAGUGAGUACCAAAGUGUUAGUGGUGUUGUUAAUAGUGAAGAAGAAUAGGCUUAGAUAAAAUGGUUGGAGAAUGAACUUACGGAAUAAAAUGUAAGAAAUAAUUUUAAAACUAGGUGUUUAGGGCCAGACAAGAAGUAAAUGCAUCAGUACGGGUUUUGAGCCAUGUGUCUCAAACCACUGGCCAAAAUAAUCACACGGACCCCAACUACGUGAAACCAGUAUACCCACUCAUUUCUAUCUUAUGGAAUAAAUUGCACGCUUUUUUGACCCAGUUAUACAACGAAGGAAGAUUUUAUGGGACAAGUUUUCAAUUGUUAAAAUGAAUGCGAAUACUGAUCAAUAGAUAAUAAACAACUGCACAAAGUGCAGUUUAGUGGUGGCUACUCAUGAGAACUAAUUGUCAAUUUAAGCUCCCAAAUGGUUCGAGGUUGAAAGCAAGACUACUAGCCAGGAAAACAGGGUUUUGUCCGAUAAAAUGAUAGGUAUAUACAUACAUUUUUAUGCAAAAAGUAAUAUAAUAACUCGUCAUAACCUGUUGGGUGAAGUCCGUUUGUAGGUCUCUCACUACCCAACCAAUUAAGAUCUAACUGUUUGGCCUAAUUCUUGUCCAUUGUACCAAUUAUCCCAAAUAAUACGUAUAAAAGCAUGUAAUCGCAAGUUCUCCCAUUGAUCUGAGAGUGCAAUUCAUCAGAGUUUUGCCGAACAAGAUUAUGUCAUUUUUUAACUAAGUCAGUUGAUAGGUCUUUAGGACAAGUAACCCUCUAAUAAAGACUCAAAGGUAAAAUUUAAUUGAUGAACUGAGGAAUUUUAGGGGAAUCCUCAGGUAAUACUGUUUGUUUACGAACCGCUAAGUGAUCCAAAACUAACUUAUUAAAUUUAUUGAAGUUACUUACUGAUACUAGAAAACGGAAUUUUCAACAUCCUCAGAAAAACAGAUUUAAGGACUUCAAUUUACUACAUUCUACAAAAUAUAACAAUGACUUCAAAUGUUGUUCUUCUUUUUCAUACAGAUCUCUUCUGGUCAGAACUUGAGGGUAGAAGUGGUAGUAUUCAAGCUGGUUUAAGUUUGGAAUUCCCUAAUUUGUACCAGUCAGCAAUUGAUAUAUUGCCUGAAGGUCCUAAUGGUUUAUUAGCUAAUUUGGACUUAGUAAACACUGUUGUUCGACUAGCUGAAGCCCAUUCUGUGGUAACACGUGUUAAUAGUCAGGUAAGACACGUUAGAAGUAGUUUUCCCAUAUAGUUACUCUUCGAUAAGCAGUCCGUUCAAUUUCAGUUUCUUGAAUGUUGAGAUUAGGCACAAGUACUAGGUAAAAAUGGUAAAUCGAUAGACGAUGUAGGGAAUUUUCACCAACUAAGGUUUUUGGAAUUUGUCCUGUGUAUGCCGAACCACCUUCUACCUCGACGGGCGUUGUUGUCUGGUGUAGGAGUGGGUUGUAAGAAAGCUAGGGGCGGGAAAACCAAUAUGUGGCAGCAGUUCAUGAAGUCAGUGACAACUAGACUGAUCUAUGUUAUUAAGUGUAGACUAACUGGUUGGAGUCUGUGUGACCAUUGUUAAUUACUGACUGGAUGCUUUGAGUGGCAUGGCUCAGAAUCGUUCGCGAUUGUGCAUGUGCAUUCAGUCUUAGUCUCUCUUUAGAACCUAGGUCCUGAAAUCUCACUAUACCUCUUUUUCUUUUUCGAUAUCUAAUCGUUUCUAAUACUAUUAAUACCGUUAUUUCUUCUACUACUCUGGUAUUUGUCUUAAAAUAAUUUCACCUCGUUGUGCUAUGGUGGCGUAAUAUAGCGACUUAAACCGAUGAAAUAUAUAUCAGGUUCUACGUUGUGUAUGUCUGAGUGACUGAAACAGUAUGAAUAAUCGAAUUGCACUAUAUAAACUGAACAACUUUGGGUUUCUGUGACCUUCAUUUUCAUUUGUUUUCUUCGUUUGGGAAUUAUUAUUCAUCCAUCUCUAAGUGUGAAAUUCAUUUUCAACUUUCACCUCUGAUGGGUAACUUAGAUACUGUGCUAUACUACUAAUAAGGCUGGGAAUCAAUUUUCAACAUUCUAACCAUACCCGUCGCUCAGGUUCGUGAUUGCGCAUGAAUCUGAAAUCGGCUAUUUUAAGGCAAAAUAACUACACAAGUAACUCUGACGUAUAGCGAAUUUCACUAACAAAGAUUUCUUAUCGUUAUUCACUAGUCAUCUGUCGGUACUAAAUUAUCUGAUGCAAAAUGAUAUUCUCUACAGUAAUUGUACAGAAUGUAGCAAAUGAUAUCAUUUAUUCAUCGUUAUUGUUAACGCAGUUCUGUUUAUCAUGGUAAAUAAUUGAUAAACACAGCACAUAUGGGAUGGAAACUAUGGUGCUGAGAAUGGUUGGAAAGGACUAAAAACGGUACUAAACACAGCAAGAACAAUUAUCCUCGGGAUAAUUGAUUAAAGGCAGGUUGCGAUAGAGGAAUUACGGGAGAAAAAAUGAUUACGAAACCUAGUAAUCAAAAUGAGGCAAAUUAGAAUAUUCGUGUAGUAAGUUGUAGGCUGAAGAUUCAACAAUAAGAAGAAUUAUUCAGUGCAAAAUAGACAACGAAAACGAUACAAAAGAAGUACGUACAAAAAAGUUGAAUAAGGUUAUUACAACAGGACAUCAAGUCGCUCAAAUAGCAUCUUCCUCGUAACUGGUUAGAACACCCAUCCAAAACAAAAUUCAAUAGAUAUGCUUGGUGUGAACCCAAAUCAAUUGAAAACAGAGGCCAAAUAUGCAAAUGUAUGAAGGGAAGCUUUAAAAAAGUGUUUGGAGUUACAAACGAAAUGAACAGAUAUUACAGAAAAAGUGCAAGGAUGAUUGUGAAUUACGGGAUAAGAAAGCGCACGAUAGAAACAACUAUUGUACCCCGUUAGUUGUUCUGUAUCAUUAAUGAAUGUCUCUAGAAAAGCUAUUGGGGUUUACUAACACCAAGAGGGAUGGAAAGAGCAUAUAAUAAUAAACUUUAAAAUAAUAAAUAUAAGCGCCCACCUGUAACUAAUUGACUAAAAUCUUUUUUCUAUAUUAUUUUUUUUAGUGUUUUUCCGUUCUAUUUUAAUAAGUAAUCUCUGUUCUAAAUUAAACGGGUAUAUUUUGAUGAUCAACCCCAUCUAUACAAUAUUUUCGUGUCUUUGAUUUCCUCAUUUUUUGUACUCGCUUUUUUAGCCUUAUGAUUAUAGACGGGUUACACUUGGAACUAGAUUAAAUGAUAUGAUGGGGCUAAUGAAGGCAGUUUGGAAUCAAGGAUCAAAUUCUCCAACUGGUUUACAUGGUCCUCUAAUUAAUUAUCAAAUUCCUGCUAUUACAUUACGGGCAGAACAGAAACACCGAUCCACAGUUCCACGUAGUUCAGAAGUUCUUUCAGUUACAAGAUUACUUGAAGGUAUUCUUCGUUCGAUAAAUAAUUUACAAGAAAGAUUUCAUCAAUCAUUUUGGUAUUAUUUUCUCCCUAAUCCAUAUCGAUAUAUUUCAAUUGGUGUUUAUAUGCCACCAGUUUUGAUCAUGAUUUUAAGCCUUUUAUUAAAGCCAGUUCUCUUUUGGAUAUUAUUAAAUCAGUCCGAUUCGGAUAAUAAUAAUGAUGAUGAUCAAAUGAUGAUGAAUAAAAAAAUAGACUCAUCUAAAUUAACCAAUUCCAAUUCAUCUCAAUUAGAUAAUCAUCAUAUUGAGAAAUUAGUCGAUGAUAAUACUCAAUUAAUUAAUAAUAACCAAACAAUUCGUCAGCGUAAUCAAAAAAAGUCAAUCAUUGAAAAAAAAUCGAUUGUGAAUGAAAGAAAAAAUGAUCAAAAUGAAAAGCAACUUGAAUCUAAUUCACCGUUAUACUCUAGCGCUACUCCUCCAUAUAUACUAUGCUUAAUUCUGCGUCUUACUUUAUGCUUUUCUACGGGAUUUUUACUGCAUUCUUCACCUAAGUAUUUAUUUAAGUUAUCCAACUUAUUAUUAAUUGGCAGCCAAUCAAUCAAUUCCACUUUUAAGUUGGUUGAUAUAUUUCUAAUCGGUAUUACUAGUUUGAUAAUUGCCGUCAUGAUUGUUUUACCAAUCCUUAUGCUUAUCAUAAAAAAACUUUUGAAUUUAUAUGAAGCAGAUAAACAAGAUCUUACCGGCCAGUUAUGUCUUUUUAGUUGGGCAUUAUUUUUAAGUUGUUUGACAUGCUUAAAUAUAUCAUCAGCUGUUGUUCUCGGUAUUCCAAUUGUUCCUCUGUUAAGCUUAUUUGUACAGAGAAAGGAUAAUAUCGAAACUAAAAAAUCAUUUACAAUGAAACUGGUAAAAUGUUUCACUAUCAUUGGCUGGUUAAUUACAUUUACACCGAUAUUAAUUAUUGUAAUAUGUAUCAUCAAUUCUAGAAUUCAACAACAACAUUAUCCAAUAAGUGUAAAUGCUGUUCGAAAUUGUUAUGAAAAAUGCAUUUUACAAAGUUUGAUUGAAGCAGAUUUAUUUGGUUGUUGGACAUGGCCAGUUAUUACAUGUGGAUAUACAUCAUUAUGGUUAUUAACAUGGUUAGCUAUUUUCUGAAUAAUAAUCAUAAUGUUAAAGGAAUAGAACAUGGAAACAUGCAUGAAUUGUUAUUGUGCAAAAAUAUAUCACAUAAUUCUGAUAGAAACUUCGUCUUCUCAUUGCAUUAUGGAAAAUUAAUUGUUAUUGUUGUUUCAUUUUUCUUAUGUAUAUUUUUCAAUUAUCCAUUUAUCAGUUCAUUUUUGUAUCUAAUAUAUAUGUAUUUGUAAUAAAGUGUAUUCAGUUGAUGUGUUUUCUUUUGUUUCUGACGUUCUGUCUUAGAUUUUAUAAAUCUCAUCUAAAGAUAAAACUUUUGCGGGUACAUACUCUACAACACCUUUGUUUUCAUCAACAAUUAGUUCAGCUCAAAAUUUGGUGAAAAUGCAUUUUGUUUAAAUACAGAAAUAUUCUGUAUUGUAUUUAGUCGGAAUUUGUUAUAACUUGUGACCUGUGUGCCCUGCUAAUGUAUAACGUAACGAUACCGCUAAUUAGUGAGCAGUGACUUAUCGAUCGGACCAAUGACGCGUAAACUCGUAUGAGCGGUCUAGAGUCCUUAUUGGUCCCACUUCCUGUCUAGCCCAGCCAGUUAAGUCCAGAACACCAAUCCGGGCCUCUGCGAUAUGAAUCGUGUAUUUCAAACACAUUCGGUUUAUAUACCAAUCAGACAGACCACAUCGUACCAAUAAAAUACGAAACAACAUUUGUACAAGAAUUAGCCAAGUGUGGCUGUGAAUAAGGGAGGUAGUAAUUAAUAGAAAGGGC
This is a messenger RNA of Schistosoma haematobium, 8776 nucleotides long. RefSeq names its product Glycosylphosphatidylinositol anchor attachment 1 protein. The transcript is spliced from 9 exons. The coding region runs from base 6737 to 8035 and encodes 432 amino acids. The record is from RefSeq and is a predicted model, not a curated record. Gene Ontology annotation, cellular component: GPI-anchor transamidase complex; membrane. Gene Ontology annotation, biological process: attachment of GPI anchor to protein. NCBI's taxonomy places the organism in Eukaryota, Metazoa, Platyhelminthes, Trematoda, Strigeidida, Schistosomatidae.